CGUCCUCCCCCGUCCCUCCGUCCGAUGGUCUGCGCAGAUCUGUCGGACGGACUCAACUGAAGCGACCCCGUCACUUUAAUUGACGCACCAACCGGGUCGUGGUUCAUCGUAACACGAUGCCGUUCAUUGUCCCUGAUCGAUUUAGGGCUGUUACUUGCUCUUAACCUGUUUGCACUCGCGGCCAGUUUCUUUGUCGAGUGUGUCUGCAACAACGAGUUGCUUCCCCCGCGGGUCUUAACGCUGAUUGUAUGCAGUGAUAAUCGCUUAACCGGGCCCCACUGACCGUCAGGCGCGGUCGGCGGAGACUGGUAAUUGCAUGGACCUUCCACUGAAGUGUUCCUUUCCCCUGUCCGGUGAACCACCAUGCGCAAGGAUGGUGGAACUUCUAAUGUCAUUUGAAUUUCUAUGAGACAAAAAGGCUGGAACAAGGAGCGAACGCAGGCCAGGGGUGGCGCUUUUGGUGCGACGAUGCCGCGGUGGCUCUUCCUUUGUCGGAUACGUCGCCUACCCACUCGUCUGCAGCUUUCCUAAAGGGCCAGUGUACCGUGGAUAAGUACAUUCGCCCUCCUCAAAGCUCACUGGCUGGGUGGAACGCUGAAACCUUUUGGCUCAGCCAUUCAAGGCGAAACGGAGAUUUGGACGAGUCCUUCAAACGCCGCAACGUUUUUGUGGAUCUCAACGGCAGAGACGGGUUUUCGGACUCGCUGCCUGCGGCAGUAGUCAAUCGGAACGGGGUCAUCUGCCGGGGUAUGCACCGGUCGCGUGUGUCUCUGUUCGUGAUUGACGGCUGUUCAGUAUACUUUGUGUUGAUGCCGUCGUGUCAUGUGGCAUUUCAGUUAUGUGUAACAUGGUCGAAACCUGCGUGUGUCUUCUAAGUGGAAAAGUGGACGGGCACUGACUUCUUCCUGCCGCUGCGUCAUCCGCGUAAGCGUCUUUCCAGCAGGCGUUCGCGCUGGGUGUGCGCAAGAGAAGAGGCACACAGGCCGCCACAGAGAGGGUGGUGGAAUUGAGAGAUAGUGAGAAGAACAGUGAUAAACAAGCGUGUGUGCAAGUGAGCCGGCACAUCGCAAAAACGCGCGACGCAGUGACGUUGUGGUGGAGACAGUUUAGGAGUCUCCCGACAUUUUCUACAGGUUCGUUCGCAAACUGUCCGGCCAUUUUUUAGGUUGAAGAACCGAGCAGCGAUUUGGAGAGCUCCGCCGUCUCAUUAUUCUCCCAGAUUUGCGCCUUCGCCCUUUCUCCGUGUAGGCGAUCGGUGUCGUGUGGUAGUUGCAGACACUAAUCUGUGAGAGACACGAAUCAAGGCGAUCCAUCACGUCAAUCGCUCCGAAGGAGUAAGAUCGGGAGAUGCUGCUGAUUUCAUGUCGUUUUUCGCCGUUCGUUCUCCGGACAACCGGCCAACAAAGCUGGCCGCCUCUGCGUAGGCUCGUACGGCGCGUGCACCCGCACUUCGUAGCACGCCACUGCAGAGCUGAGCGUGUCGGUCGGCUUACAGUGUACACCUUUGCAGAUCUUGCGCUGCGGUCGCACUUGUCCCCAGCGUCUCCCUCCGCUGGUGUGCGGAAUGGCACCUCGCCCGAGGGAACCGCCAGUGCUCACAUCACGUAUCCGCCCCAAGUAUCUUUCUCUGCAGCUUACGAUUUUUUGCAUUCGCCCGUGCACCAAGGAACGGGACGUCUGCUCGUGGAGAAAGGGAACUUCUGAACGGAAGAGCAACCCACCGCCUCUACCUCCUUGCCCACAGCAGUGUGAUUGGCGUGUGCAACAGCCACACCAGCGCUAGCCCCCUUUUUCUGCCCCUACUCGUUAGGGCUCUUGACGAGACGGCACACACGCGUUUCAACAGACACAAAAACGUUGUGGACGGGCGUGGAAAGACAGUGUUUUUCUCUGCGAAGCGGCCUUGCUCGAGCAGACAACUGAUCUGGGCGAUCUUCGGAAGCCUUUUGUGGGGGACGACGGGAAAGCUCUACGGCGGCACGGUGGUACGAGUACGAAGCCACGAAUACAAGUGCAUAGACAAGCGGGAACCUGCGCGCCAAAAGGAAAAUAUCUCUCUUGCAGGACGCAGCGUACGGCAUUCCGUCGGUCAAAGACAAGUCUCGACGCGUGCACAGUCACUCGAGCGGCGUAGUUCGGCCAUGCCGUUGGAGGGAAUGGCGACACACUCGCCGGAGUCGCUGAAGCGCACACGUCAUGAAACAGACAUCCUCACCCACUUGCCUUCGUGGAAUCCUAAAAUGCCAAGGCCAGUGCCCGCUGCCAUUCAGGGGCAUCCAGAGGUGGACGAAGCUCUCAGCGCUGAGGGUAGCGAAGAUGUCCGAAGUUGUUGGCAGGUGACUGAACUCUGUUCAACUCGGAUGCUCGGCACGAAGGGUCAGAGCCCUUUCAGGGCGUUCUCAGCGUUCACUUCGCGAUCGCCCAGCACGCUCCCCUCUCGGGAUACCUCUGCCUCGAAAGCCAACGCUAUCGUUCCAAAGUUGAGUUUGAGCAGGCUAGACGUCGAGUUUGUGCAGCGUCUCUCUUCAGUGGAGGACACGAGUAGGCUAAUGGAAGAACAUGAAACAGAUGAGACGCGCCAGAUGGACGGAAACAUCGUGGAUCGGGCGCUACUGUUAGCAAACACCCCGUUCGCGUCCGGCCUGCAUACGCGGUGCCCGUCAAGAGAGAGCCUAGACAGUGAAGAAGAUAAAACGAUGGAGGUUUCAGCAUCAGGGCAGCAGCAAGGUCGUAGGGCUUCUCAUGCUGACAACUGGCCGGAUCCUCCUCAAGAAGGCAACGCGGAAAUGCGAAAAAUUAGCGGCGAUAGGUAUUCAGAGGUGUUUCAAGGAGAACCUGACUCACGCCGUUGUGAAACGAGAGAACUGCUUGAGCUACGCGAAUCAUCAUCAUCUGCAGCUCAUCUUGCGUCAAAAGCCCCACCCCGCAGAGAGAGGCUCAGCUCUCUGGAUACAGAUCGAGGCGAUGGACGCCCUGACCAACCACAAAGUGGUUGCAUCACGAAGGCAACGGAGACGUCGGCACCCCCGCGUUCUUCGAAUUCUGCACCCGAACUCUCGGACUCCCCCACAAUCCGCGCAUCUUCACCAAAAUUGUCUGUUCGGUCUGUUUGUUCGUCCACUGCUUGCUGCUCACCAACGGUUCCUGCCUCGCUCGAUGUAGACCGCCUCCGCCCGACCAAAGCCCUCCCCGUAGUAGAUUGCAUAGUGAAACCUGCUUUGCUGAGCGGCAGCGGUUCGCCGGGUUUGAUGCCCUCUGGUGCCCGCGCUGUGUUGGAGGCAGCGACCUCGAAGAGGCCCGAGCUCCCGAAUUCGGAAGCUGGAACCCAGCUUGGAGCCCUUGCCGUGGACCCUCAGCCAUUGUUGGACACUAGACGGCGGGAGCGGCGCGACAUUGUGUCCAAGGCGCAGGAGGAGUCGGCAGAGGCAACGCAAAAUCAGGUGUCAGUCGGGCUUCGAGCGACAGUUGACGACAGCACGAGACCAACCGAAGUAGACACUAACAGAGGAGGCACCGGUAAAGACACAAGCUCGCGGGUUUGCAGUGAGACCGUGUUGUCAUCCUACGCCAGUGUCAGCGGGGACGUCGAUGGCGACGAGAGUUUCGAAAGGUCCCGAGAGUCGCGCAAGGUGGAGCCGACUUCGGAAAGACAACUCACUCUGGACAAGACAGAGGAUUGUGUGAACGACAGGAUGGAUGCGGUACUCCCCUCUACAGCUUCGUCCACGAACGCUUCUGAGACAUUCGCCUCCGAUUUGAAAGAAGCGGCCGAAGGCGCCAGGGAAACCGACACAGAGCUUGACGGAGACGAAGAAGAGCGGCAGCUCCGAGAGCAGCUGGUGCGGCUUCAGCGGCGCCUACUGGAGGUGCACCGAAGACAGCAGAGUCAACAGGCAGAAGGCAAAUGCCGUGAUGCCCCGUCGACCGGAGACCCGCUGUGUUCAGGUGACCGCCUCGCGUCGGAUCGCGACUGUAGAGACUCAGAGGCUCGCUUAAUCGCGACACUGAGCAGGACGAAUGUGAGCACCGCGGACGGCAGCAGCCACAGCAGUACAGAGAGUGCCGUGAACAGUCCUGGCGGGAAAGAAAACUUCGGAUGUUGUCAGCGGACUAUGCCUUCUUGCGAGUCGUUGCCCGCGAGUCUCCGCGGCGGAGCGGCAUUCGCUUUGGGCCCCCACUCGCCUCUAAGUGGGACUUUUUGCCGUCCCGUUCUUCAGUGCGGCGUGGCCGAGACCCCGGAAUGGAAUGCAGAAGAGCAAGCACUGCACGCUGCCUCCCGUGUCCUCGGUUUUCAGACGAUUUCGACAAAGGAAAACGACGGCCACCGUGGCCGUCUCGGCGGCAGUGCCGAUGGUUUAAUGGCUGGACGAUUUGGGUAUGAGGCGGGAGCAGGCGAAACGAGCAGAAAGCGGAAAAUUGGAGAUACGGAUUACGGCCUCCCUCGACAAAAGGCGUUCCUCGCUAGUGCUGUCGAGUGCGAGCGCACCGCCUCGUCCUGUCUCUCUAUGUUGGCAGCUAACUACGGCCUUGAGGCGCGUGGCUCGAUGCCGGACCCGCGGAUCUCUCGGCUUCUGUCUUUGCUGUCUCGGUCCGAGUCUGCAAAAACCAACGAUGCAGCAGCUGGUCAGCUGCUUGUUCAGCUCCUCGCUGGACUGUCCAAUAGCGACGCACCCCGGGCGCUGCACCGAUGGACCUCCGCGGCAACCUCUUCGAAUGGCGCCUACGAACCAAAUGGGUAUCGUGGCGGAAACGAAGUCGGCCUGGAGUCGGCUGCGUCCGGGUUGUGGCCUGGCCACGCUGAGCCUGUGGACGCGGCGAACGGGUCACAUUUGGAAAGAACAGGUGCUUGCGGCUCUCUGAUGAACCUUCUAGAGUCCACACUGGCUCGCGCAGCCAGGGGCAACAACCAUGGCAUCGGGGAAAACGGAGCGGGCAGUCGCAUGGACGAGUGGGCGGGACCAAGUGAGGAGUGGAGAAUGAGGCGGCGAGGAAGGACGGGGGACUACUGUGACGUUCAAGGGAGUUUUCUGCCAGGGGGGAGCAACAGAUUCUCGUUGCUUUCUGCAUGUGACUCGCAAGUUUCGCGGUUCCGACGAGUCGCCGCGUUUCUCGAGGAGGUGACCUGCAAAACGGGAAGCGCCGCCGAGUCUGUGUGUGAUGGGCUUGGCAGAGCUGAGGGUCCGAGUCGUGGCUACGCAGACUCCCCAGGGUUGCCGGGUUUGAGCAUCUCGACCCAGGCAGGGGCCUUUCCAGGGACAGGCGGCCACGGCUUAGGCGCGGUUCCAGAAGUGCGCGCCAGUGCUGAGGGAGUAGUCGGGAACGCCCAUGGAAUUCGGCUCGGCGACAAAGCGGUGAACAGUUCGCUCUCUGACUCUCGUGUGGACUCUGGCGAGGCGAUGGCGCACUGUGCAGCGGCGGGAGAAGAGAGAUUCGGUGGCAAGCAAGAACAACGGGUUCUCACGCUUCGGCAAAACGAAGGCCUUGCGGCUGACGGCUUGCGACAGACUGCCGUGGGUGACGAAAAAGCUCCAAAUAGAGACCUGGACGUGGUGUCGACGCAGCGGGAAGAGGGCCCUGACGACGUCCCGUUGCGAGCUGUCCGAGGUGUUUAUUUCGACGUCACCAAUCAAGCGUGGGCGGCUAAUAUGAGGGUGAACGGGAAGGUUCAGAAGAGAAGUUUCUCUCUGAAACGCUACGGAAAACAUGCUCGACAGCGCGCCAUCGAGGCUAGACGGGAGAUGGAGAGAGAUUUCGGACGGUCAGUGUCUCAGAUUGUGCGUGCCUCAAAUUUUUUUGGCAUCAGCCGAGACAUGCCAGAAGAGACCGAAGCGUACUCACGGUUGGUUCGUCAAACGCGGGGGUUCGACACACCAAAGCUCGCGUGCGUGCAAGUUGAAGGGGAGAGAGAACGCGCGACUCCCAGGAGCCUACCGUUUGAGUCGCGUCCAUAUGCAGAGGCCUCACUAGCCGCCCGUGCGCUUCUGAAGCGCAUGCAGCAGGAUAGCGCUGCGCGGACGAUGGAAAGUGCAACAGAGCUUGAAAGUUUCUUGUACCCCCACGCGGUGGCUACCCGACUGCAAACCCUGUCCCGACAGUCUCACGUGGAUUUCGAAGCGAAACGCGACGCAGAGAGACGAGCGCGAACAACGUCAGCCUAAGAGAAGUCAGGUUUCAACCGGUUGUACUGCGCAGCGUGCCGCGGCAUGCGAUCGCGAGGAUGCCCUGUGUGUACCAGGCGAUGCGUCGGGGUUAACGUGAGUUGCGCAGUCUUGCGGGGCGUCAACGCGGGACCGUUUUCUCGGGCCGCGCCCAGUGUCUCGUUACUUCACAUUCGGUGUCGAUUCCCUCGGUUUGUCGUGUGACAUGUUUGUCUCUUCCGGCAGUGAGAGCGAUACGUGCCUGACUUUUAGGUUUCGUUGUAGGGGGGCACGCAGUAGGUGACAGCAGGGCGGCAGCAACGAUUUCACUCGUCGGGCGAAUUUCGUGGGUGGGUAGCCAAUCAUGGCGAACGAAAGCGUUUGAUGACAAAGGGAAGGUGGUGCAUGUGGGGGUGACCCGGAAGCGUGAUAAAUUAUAACGUUUGGCGGGCCAAAGUCUGUACGAGAUGGCAGAGGAGCUUUUUUUCAUAGCAUGCAGCUAAAACGUUGAGCCAGGAGUAGCCGUGUGUGUGCUUAUCACUGGUAAUACCGCAGUAUGAUUUUUUCCAGAGGGAGGUUCACACAGAGAAGGUUUCGGAGUGACAGUCGAAGCCUUCGCCUCAUGGAGGGAGUUUAUACACUUGUUUUUAUCAGACUCGCCACGGCAGUUGCAGUCGCCAUGUGACAUCGACAAUCACUCCUGUGUGUUAGCACUUCCGUGUAUCCCACCGGAGCGAGAGGACGCUGGUGCACUGUGAGCGAGGUGUGCUUUGUGUCAGCAGAGACUGGCUACUGUUUGUAGAAAGCCAGUGCUGAUACAUGUGUGAAGGAGGCUCCGUUCAGCAAGCGGUGUCUUUCGUAUUCUGUGUUUUUUCUGUUAAGUAUGUAAUUUUGAUAAAAAGUCAAGAGCCACUUUGACGUGGGCGGACGCCACUUUCGUGUGCUGUGAAGUUGCCGCAGGAUCGACAUCCGGCACGUGGGGAGGUAUCGUUUGUAGUGUUGUGUGCUCCCUUACUCGUCGCUUUUCGUUUUCCGUUCUGUGUCAGUCAGUCCAACUUCACGUCUGAAUGUGUGCUUUUGGCUGGAUUUUAUGUCAAGGCCCAAGGGCGUGUUCGCGUCCAUGGUGAAGUGUUAAUUCAGUGCAGAGGCGUGUUCUCCUUUAUUCCGCUUCAUGUCCAUGCUGCUACACUCGCUCAUUGGCUGUGUCACUGUUGGGUCGGUUCUGACCAAAGACGCGUGGGAUUUUCGUUUCGUGGAUUUCACCGGCUCCCCGCAGUGUAUUGAGGGACGCAUGCGAUACGCGGCAACAUAGCGUCCACGUUCCGGGUAUCUCUGAGCUGGGUCUCUUACGAAAAACUUCGGAGACUAUCGUGGCAUGUGCUGGUGUACUCUCGCUUCUUUCUUUUCAUUUGAGCUCGCAUGACAGCACCUCAGGGUAGGCAUAGAGGUGGGGGCGUGCCGGUCGCUUUCUUUUUUCCAGCGGGAUUGUGUUCGCAUUGCAGCGGCAGGAAGCGUGCUUGUGUGAGGCAGCGGUAGCGUGAAGUGGAAAGGCAGUUGGAUACUUCGGUGUGGGACUAAGCUUCGAAAGCGCCUCCCUCCCCUGCCACUGAGGAAGCACUGGCGAGAGCGUGUGUGGGCUGUGCCUUCAUAAGGGCAGAAUCUGUGUCCGUGCUCAAUCAGCAAUCGCAUUCUGUGGAACAGGCCCGCGGGACUCGUCAGCAGUACCUGGUGAGGCCUAAGAUAAGGCUUUUUUCUGCGGGCAAUUCUGCGAAAACGGGCGUCACUCUUGCAGGAGAAGCUCACUUGGGGACGUGAGGGUGGGCUUCUGCACGUGAAAGGGUAAGUGUACAGCGUGGGGUCAAGGCUCCGUCGCUGUCGGCUGCUUUCUAGAAUUGCUGUGAGUGGUUCCGCCUUCCUCCGUGGGACCGUAUGAAUUGUUGACUCGUAGGAUUUGUGGGAUUUGUCAGAGAAGUGGGAACUACAUGUAUUUACAUAAGAAAACACUAGAGGGUGCGAGACUUUCUUCCGUGCCAUUGUCCGUCUUUGGCUCUUUAUACUGUGGGAAGGGCGCUUCUUGGUGUGGCGGAUGGUGGGUAUGAACGUAUUGACAUUGGAGACGCGUAGCGGUAGGCAAACGUUCGUAGAACGAAAAUGUUCAGCGAAGAGGCCUGCACAUGACGUCGUGGGUAGCUUGUCUCUUGCGGAUCGUGUUGGCCCUCACGUUUUGACGCACGCCACCGUGAUACGCCAGUUCGACAUCCAUUCCGUGUACUCACACCUUUGUGUAUUUUCCUUCGCACGCUUCGCGGCAGAAGCUGUUCACCUGCCAGUCACCUCUGGCGCAGGCGACUUGCUCGGUCUUGACAGAACCAGUGAGUAGCUGCAUGCGUUCCGUACCAGACGCGUUUAGGUGAAGUACUGUGCAGCCCCGCAGCGGCGGGGGGAAGGGGCAUGCAACAGAAGCGUCGGCUUUUUUCUUUGCGAAAUUUGAAGGGUAACUUCCCGUCGAUGACUUCAUACCGACGGCAACGAGUUGCGUGACCGGUGUUUUCAUGUUUUUCAGUGUUCCGGCGACUUCUGUGGUGCCAUGAUAGAAACUAUGCCUGUCCCGGGUUGUACGUGACAGAACGUGUGAGUCCACCAGGAAGAGAUCGCCACGGUCUCUCCACCGUCGUGUGAAUUCUCCGGCAUCCCGUCGGUGUUUUAAUGAAGACUGUUACACGAGAAGGCGGCAAGUUGCUGUCACAUUUUUGAGGUCACGUAUAUUUAAGCUGUAUAAAUGUGUGUUUUCCUACCUCUGUCGUUCGUCUCGUUAUAAGAAGCGAGUAGUUUGAACAGGGUGUGUCGUAAUGUGCGCUGCAGCGUUGCUCUUGCAAGCGGGCGUGCCGGUUAUAGACAGUGUCUUCGACUGGCCGAGUGUCUUCAUUCCACUUUUGUGCAGACAGUCUGGUGAAACAGAGACGUCAUGCCAAUUCAUUUUGCAUACUAAAGAGUGACCGGUACCAUGCGGUGCGCGGCUGAAGGACGGAACGCGGGUGUUCGUUGACAAAAAAGGAUACCUCUUCGGUGGCCGUUGAAAACGGGGGUUAAAGCUCCCCAAACAGCACAUGAGUGAGAAGAAAACCGGUCUCUUGACUCAUCACUUUGUAUAGUUAAUUGCACCAGACCAGAUGUCCACGCAGUUUCUCUCUGCGUAAGGAACCGUAGACGCGAUAAGCGCUUUCGCUGUUUAAAAUAUAUGAGGACCUGUCCCUGCUCUGCCUCAACCUCUCGUUGCGGAUCUAGCGCGUACAUAGUGGAUCGAAAGGAGGGAACAAGAUAAUGCGCUCGUGACUGCAUCUUUCUGGAGAAAUGCAUCGGUUGUCAGGAAUUUCACAUGGAAUUCUCGCAGUCUGAAGCGAGCGUUCAACACGACGACGCUCAACGUGGUUGAUGCGGCCGCGCAGAGCCGUUGUGCCACAAAAGAGGGACAGUAGGCAUAGGCGUCGACUGUGGGAGAAAUCUCCGAUUUGCUUGGAAACAAUUCGACGACUACUCAAGUAUCCUCAUUAACUUUCUGACAACUAUGCUGAUGUCGGGCAAAUGUGUCGGAUUCUUAGUUGAAAGUAACAGUCGUCGGCCGUGUCCUGUUGCCUCCUUUUUGUGGUAUGUUGGCAUAAUCCAAAUGUAUCAGUGUUUUCGUACGUGUCACAGUGAGGUGGCAGGUGUCUUGCUGGAGUCAGGAAGACCUGCUAAAACAGCAAACGCCAACCAUGAAACGGGUAUUUCUGAUGCACAGAACAACGUAUGUGGUUCUGCGAGCGUAUGACGCAGACACUGACGUUCUGAAGGAGCUCGUGGAAGGCCAUGAAAGUCAAAUCAUUGGCAAUGUCUUGCCUCAGUCGUCUAAACGCCUGAAUAAAAAAAGAUCGACAACUUCGUUGCAACGCUGUGGAGCAUGUUCGCGUUCAGUACGUUCAAAAUGCUUGAAACAGCUGCACGGAGAUCUCUCUCUCUAUUCGAAUUACAAACCGAUUCCAUAGGCAGUGAGAGCAUACUACCAGUCACUCGGUGAGCGAAAGAACCGAUGGCUAUAUUCCUGUAUGCUCAAGACGUCCGCGUAUCAAUGCCACUGCCCACCAGAUACAUGUAACCGCUCAGGCCG
Toxoplasma gondii ME49 is the source of this 10281-nucleotide messenger RNA. It is a transcript of the gene AP2IX9, whose product is annotated as AP2 domain transcription factor AP2IX-9. NCBI's taxonomy places the organism in Eukaryota, Apicomplexa, Conoidasida, Eucoccidiorida, Sarcocystidae. Gene Ontology annotation, biological process: regulation of DNA-templated transcription. The coding region runs from base 2142 to 6158 and encodes 1338 amino acids. The transcript has 2 exons. The record is from RefSeq and is a predicted model, not a curated record. Gene Ontology annotation, molecular function: DNA-binding transcription factor activity.